CCUUGCUCAUGGCGGCGGCGGCAGCGGCUGCGCUGGCGGCGCUCGGCGGCCGGAGCCGGAUUCUGUAGCCGGGGUGUGGGCCCGCGUCAGUCCGUCCCUCCUUCGGCCCCCUCGUUUGUCUUCCGGAGUGUGGCUGGUAGAGCCGGGAUGGCGGAGCGAGGCCUGGAGCCCUCGCCGGCUGCGGUGGCGGCGUUGCCGCCCGAAGUGCGGGCGCAGCUGGCGGAGCUGGAGCUGGAGCUCUCGGAGGGGGACAUCACACAGAAGGGAUAUGAAAAGAAAAGGUCGAAACUCCUGUCUCCUUACAUCCCGCAGACACAAGAAACUGAUUCAUCAGUACAGAAAGAACACAGAAACCAAACACCUGCUCCAUCUGCAGCUACAACUUCCGCUCCUUCUAAGUAUCAUCGAAGUCGAUCUGGGGGAGCCAGGGAUGAACGAUACCGAUCAGAUAUCCACACAGAAGCAGUUCAAGCUGCACUGGCAAAGCAUAAAGAACAGAAAAUGGCUUUGCCCAUGCCAACCAAAAGGCGGUCCACAUUUGUCCAGUCUCCUGCGGAUGCCUGCACACCACCUGACACGUCUUCGGCCUCUGAGGAUGAGGGCUCUCUGAGACGCCAAGCUGCGCUCUCUGCUGCCUUGCAACAGAGCUUACAGAACGCUGAGUCCUGGAUCAACCGGUCAAUUCAGGGAUCGUCCACUUCUUCAUCUGCAUCUUCUACGCUGUCCCAUGGAGAGGUCAAAGGAACCAGUGGGUCUCUAGCUGAUGUAUUUGCCAAUACUCGAAUAGAGAAUUUCUCUGCUCCCCCUGAUGUCACUACAACUACCUCUUCGUCAUCAUCUUCCUCAAUACGCCCAGCAAAUAUUGAUCUACCCCCAUCGGGGAUAGUUAAAGGCAUGCACAAAGGAUCCAACAGGUCCAGCCUUAUGGAUACAGCUGAUGGUGUUCCUGUCAAUAGCAGAGUAUCCACAAAAAUCCAGCAGCUUCUCAACACUCUGAAACGACCCAAAAGGCCUCCCUUAAAAGAAUUUUUUGUGGAUGAUUCUGAAGAAAUUGUGGAAGGUAUACCUCAGCCAGACCCUAACCAACCCAAGCCUGAGGGACGGCAGAUGACCCCUGUGAAGGGAGAACCGCUAGGAGUCAUCUGUAACUGGCCCCCUGCUCUGGAGUCUGCCCUGCAGCGCUGGGGCACUACUCAGGCAAAAUGCCCCUGUCUGACCGCACUGGAUGUAACGGGGAAGCCAGUUUACACUCUUACUUACGGAAAGUUGUGGAGCAGAAGUUUAAAGUUGGCCUAUACACUGCUUAAUAAACUGGGGACCAAAAAUGAACCUGUAUUAAAACCUGGAGAUAGGGUAGCCCUGGUUUACCCCAACAAUGAUCCAGUCAUGUUUAUGGUGGCCUUUUAUGGUUGUCUCCUGGCAGAAGUGAUUCCAGUGCCGAUAGAGGUACCUCUUACCAGAAAGGAUGCUGGGGGGCAGCAGAUUGGCUUCUUGCUAGGAAGCUGUGGUAUUGCCUUAGCUCUUACCAGUGAGGUUUGUCUAAAGGGAUUGCCAAAAACUCAGAAUGGAGAAAUCGUACAAUUUAAAGGUUGGCCCCGGCUCAAAUGGGUUGUAACAGAUUCCAAGUACCUUUCAAAGCCACCUAAGGACUGGCAGCCCCUCAUCUCACCUGCUAGCACAGAGCCAGCAUACAUUGAGUAUAAAACAAGCAAAGAAGGGAGUGUAAUGGGAGUUACAGUGUCCCGCCUUGCAAUGCUGUCUCACUGCCAAGCUCUGUCCCAGGCCUGCAAUUAUUCUGAAGGAGAAACAGUGGUAAAUGUUCUAGACUUUAAGAAGGAUGCUGGGCUGUGGCAUGGCAUGUUUGCGAAUGUAAUGAAUAAGAUGCAUACAAUUAGUGUACCCUACUCUGUUAUGAAGACUUGCCCUCUCUCUUGGGUCCAAAGAGUACAUGCUCACAAAGCCAAGGUGGCUCUAGUGAAAUGCCGAGACUUGCACUGGGCUAUGAUGGCUCAUCGGGACCAAAGAGAUGUGAGCUUGAGUUCCCUCCGGAUGUUGAUUGUGACGGAUGGAGCUAAUCCCUGGUCCGUGUCAUCCUGUGAUGCCUUCCUGAGUCUGUUCCAAAGCCAUGGUCUGAAACCUGAGGCCAUCUGUCCGUGUGCUACUUCUGCCGAAGCCAUGACUGUCGCAAUCCGCAGACCUGGAGUUCCAGGGGCCCCAUUGCCAGGAAGAGCCAUUCUCUCCAUGAAUGGAUUGAGCUAUGGGGUAAUACGGGUCAACACUGAAGAUAAAAAUUCAGCACUGACAGUUCAGGAUGUGGGCCAUGUGAUGCCUGGGGGGAUGAUGUGCAUUGUGAAACCCGAUGGACCUCCUCAACUCUGCAAAACAGAUGAAAUUGGAGAAAUCUGUGUCAGCUCCAGGACAGGAGGCAUGAUGUACUUUGGGCUUGCUGGGGUGACCAAAAACACAUUUGAGGUGAUUCCAGUGAAUUCUGCCGGCUCUCCUGUUGGAGAUGUACCGUUCAUCCGGUCGGGAUUGUUGGGGUUUGUGGGGCCAGGCAGCUUGGUGUUUGUGGUUGGGAAAAUGGACGGGUUACUGAUGGUUAGUGGUCGAAGACAUAAUGCUGAUGACAUUGUUGCUACUGGACUGGCUGUUGAGUCAAUAAAGACUGUUUACAGAGGAAGAAUUGCUGUGUUUUCUGUGUCUGUAUUUUAUGAUGAGCGCAUCGUGGUGGUUGCAGAACAAAGACCCGACGCUUCCGAGGAAGAUAGUUUCCAGUGGAUGAGCCGUGUGCUACAGGCAAUCGAUAGCAUUCAUCAAGUGGGGGUUUAUUGUCUUGCUCUGGUGCCUGCCAAUACACUGCCCAAAACUCCGCUGGGAGGGAUCCACAUAUCUCAGACGAAACAGCUCUUUCUGGAGGGAUCGCUACAUCCUUGCAAUAUCCUCAUGUGCCCACAUACGUGUGUGACCAAUUUGCCAAAACCCCGGCAAAAGCAACCAGGUGUAGGCCCUGCUUCUGUGAUGGUUGGGAAUCUGGUUGCAGGAAAACGCAUAGCACAAGCUGCAGGAAGGGAUCUUGGGCAAAUUGAAGAGAAUGAUUUAGUGAGGAAGCACCAGUUUCUGGCGGAGAUUUUACAGUGGCGAGCCCAGGCAACUCCUGACCAUGUCCUCUUCAUGUUGUUAAAUGCCAAGGGGACUACAGUGUGCACAGCCAGCUGCCUUCAGCUUCAUAAGCGAGCAGAGAGGAUUGCGGCCGUCCUUGGUGACAAGGGGCAUCUAAACGCGGGAGACAACGUGGUGCUGCUCUAUCCACCUGGCAUAGAGUUAAUCGCUGCGUUCUACGGCUGUCUGUACUCGGGGUGCAUACCUGUGACUGUCAGACCCCCUCAUGCUCAGAACCUCACAGCCACGUUGCCCACUGUCCGCAUGAUUGUUGACGUCAGCAAAGCAGCCUGCAUUCUCACCACGCAGACCCUAAUGAGGUUACUGAGGUCCCGAGAGGCAGCAGCAGCUGUGGACGUGAAAACCUGGCCAACUAUCAUUGACACAGAUGAUUUACCCAGGAAACGGUUACCUCAGCUCUAUAAACCACCCACUCCUGAGAUGCUGGCAUAUCUUGAUUUUAGUGUCUCCACAACUGGCAUGCUCACAGGAGUGAAGAUGUCCCACUCUGCGGUCAAUGCUCUCUGUAGAGCCAUCAAGCUCCAGUGUGAGUUGUACUCCUCUCGGCAGAUUGCCAUCUGCCUUGACCCUUACUGUGGACUUGGCUUUGCACUCUGGUGUCUCUGCAGUGUCUAUUCAGGUCACCAGUCCAUCUUAAUUCCUCCUAUGGAGUUGGAAAACAACCUUUUCCUCUGGCUCUCCACGGUCAACCAGUACAAAAUCAGAGACACCUUCUGCUCUUAUUCAGUGAUGGAGCUUUGCACCAAAGGGCUUGGAAACCAGGUGGAGGUGCUGAAGACCCGGGGAAUCAACCUCUCCUGCAUCCGAACGUGUGUGGUGGUGGCUGAGGAGCGGCCCCGCAUUGCCCUCCAGCAGUCCUUCUCCAAGCUCUUCAAGGACAUCGGUCUGUCCCCGAGGGCUGUCAGCACCACUUUUGGAUCCAGAGUCAACGUAGCAAUAUGUUUGCAGGGAACCUCAGGGCCUGAUCCAACUACUGUAUACGUAGAUCUGAAAUCAUUAAGACAUGACAGGGUUCGUCUUGUGGAACGGGGUGCCCCCCAGAGUUUGCUCCUCUCAGAGUCUGGAAAGAUCCUACCUGGAGUGAAAGUAGUUAUUGUUAAUCCAGAGACCAAAGGGCCUGUUGGAGACUCUCACCUGGGAGAGAUUUGGGUGAACAGUCCCCAUACAGCCAGUGGCUAUUAUACCAUCUACGACAGUGAGACUCUGCAAGCUGACCACUUCAACACCCGCCUCAGCUUUGGGGAUGCUGCCCAGACCCUCUGGGCUCGGACGGGAUACCUGGGUUUUGUCCGCCGGACGGAGCUCACAGCAGCCACUGGAGAGCGUCAUGAUGCCUUAUAUGUGGUGGGCGCUCUGGACGAGACCCUGGAGCUGCGAGGCCUGCGGUACCACCCCAUCGACAUUGAGACCUCAGUGUCUCGGAUCCACAGGAGCAUUGCCGAAUGUGCCGUGUUCACGUGGACCAACUUGCUCGUGGUGGUCGUGGAACUGUGUGGCUCUGAACAGGAGGCGCUGGAUCUGGUUCCUUUAGUGACAAACGUGGUCCUGGAGGAGCAUUACCUCAUCGUGGGCGUGGUGGUCGUGGUGGACCCAGGUGUCAUCCCCAUCAACUCCAGAGGAGAGAAGCAGAGGAUGCACCUCCGGGACAGCUUCCUGGCCGACCAGCUGGACCCCAUCUAUGUGGCCUACAACAUGUAACCAGCCUCCUGGGAUUGCAGGGACCGUCCUGCAAACCCAUGGGAGCCAGAGACCCGUGACUGAUGUGAAAUAAGCUGAGAUGGCGACGUUAUAUCCUUCAUCUCAUCCUGUGGGAUCCUGCCAUCACAGGACACGCAGGAGAGGGGAAUUCUAUGGUGGCAAAUGAAAAAAAUGUUAACAAUCUGUUAGUCACGAGCUUUGACAUAGCGUGAGCAGCACGUUACUAAAGCAAUUACAUGCAUGUUGCAUUUUUUUCAUCUGUUGUAGAUACUUGUAUUUUUAUCUAAUGCCGUUUUAGAAUUUUGUAAGGGCGUUUGAUGAAUUCACACGAAGGGGGUAGUUUGAGUUGCGCAGCCCCCCGCUCUGUACUGUAUCUGCCAUUUUGCCGUAGUUAGACACUGCGGGUUUAACAUGGAACUACUUGGCUUACUUUCAGUUGACCCAUAAGCAAAUCAGAUAACCCACUGAGUAUAAGAAUUACUUUAUAUAUAUAAUUCUUGACUGUAAAACAUUUUGACCAGUGUUUUAAACAUGUAAAUAGGAAUACACAUAAUUCAGCUAAAAAACGUAAGAAUUGGCUUGUAUAGUUGUAACAACUAAAGUAGAAACAUUGCUGCUCUGAGAGAGAAUCUCGGUGUUCUCUGGGUGCAGUGUAAUUGAAUAGAUGACUACAAAGUGCAAAUUGUUUGCAGGUUUUGCUGCACAUUGUACUAUGUCUCUGUUGGCUGGUAUAUUUUAUAAACUGAAGCUGCCUAUGUUUGUUUUUUAGGCUUGCAUUCCCAGAAUCAGCUUAAGCUUUUAAGAAUUCAGCCUGUUUCUACAAACUGAAAAAUCUCAGUUGAAAAAUCAAAUGUUAGGAAAAGCUAAGAUUCAUUAGAUCCCACCCAGUUCUAAGGAACCACAAUAACUCACUCUGGCCCCCAGUGUUGAAACAGUCUUUCACAUGUAGAGUGACUACACAAGAAUUUAGAAUUUCCUCUUUUCCAGGCCCAUUGUAUACUGUGUCUGCAGUUACGCAGAUAGCUUCUCUUUUCUGAGAACUGAAGAGCAUCCCCUGUGCUUCCAGUUCACGAGGGCAGGGAUUUAAGAACAAGAGCGAUAGGCUGGGAAGGCAGUGGGAUCGACAGUCACGCGAAGGCGUUAAGGCCUCACAACUCCACGUCUCAGAACUGACCGAUUUGGGUUGCCAAAACAGCCAGGCUUAUGCUGAAAUAGGGGAAGUCUAAUGUAUGCAAGAAACCCUUUUGAAAUAACUGUGGUGCCCAGGCCGAGCAGAUGGAGCCUGGGACUGAGUGUGGCCUCUGGCUCAGUUUCCUUUCUUUGGUCUGAUACUUCAUGUAUUUGAAUAUAGUUGAAUUUUAUUAUUUUUUUUCUUACAGAAAUAUUUUUAAAAAUUAAAAAAAAACUCGAAGUGAACAGAGUUAACUUGUUAAAUCAGAAUGGUUCUCUUUGACCCACUCUGAUCUAUUGUGUAAAUAUUUAUUUAGACUAUUUUAAUAAUGCAUAUUAUUUACCCCACUGUAACAUCAUGUAAACUAAAUAUGUUUUUAAACAAUUUUUAAGACUUGUAAUUACCCUGAAAAUAAGGUUUAUAAUGGAAAGACCAGACCCUUUGCCACGGCAGCACUCCUGGGGGCUGCCCUUACACAGGCUCGUGACUCAGAGCCACUUUAUUGACUUCCUUUUACAUAAUCCUCUUCUCCUCCAAACUCAUUCUCCACAGAGGGAAGACCUUGACAUUCUCCAGUUCCAGAUCUCUUUUCAGCAUUUUGGAUGACGUUCCAUUAUACACUAUGGGAAAGGUUCUAGGAUGUACAGGAGAAAAGCGCUUGUAUUGGGGUUAGACGUCCCAAACCCAGUUAGCAAUGUUUUGGUCUGCAGAGAAAACAGCCUGCUGAUUUGGAAAGUUAACUUUCUUAAAAAGAGUUUUUAAUGAGUCACUAAUCAUAGCAAGGGAUCCUGAGGAUCUCCUAUCUCCGUGAUCCACAAGUUCUAAGAAAAAGAUAUAAAAGACAGAGUCUGUCCUAUAGGUUGUUUUCAGAAUUCUUACUGCACAGGGUAGGGUGUCUGCUAGAAAUGAAACGUGAGCCAUGUCUGUCAUUUUAAAGUUUCUAGUAACCACAUUUUAAAAAGUAAAAAGAAACAGGUGAAGUUGAUUUUAAUAUAUUAUUAGCACAAUAUAUCAAAAGUGCUUAUCAUUACAAUGUGGGAUCAAUAUAAAAAAUUAUUAAUGAGAGAUUUUACUUUUUUUUCAUAUUAUAUCUUUGAAAUCUAGUGUGUAUUAAACACAUCUCAAUUCGAGACUAGCCAUAUUUCAAGUUCUCAGUAGCCACGCGUGGCUAUUGGCUACCAUACUGGACAGUGAGGCUCUAUACUCAUUCCUUCAAAUGAAAUAGUCUGUUAACCUCAUAGUAUGCCCAAUUCCUGGUUAUUUAGGGGCUGAUUAUCUAGUUUGGUAGUUCCUCAGGCCGCUGAUUUAUUGUUAUCUUUUUGCUUUCUGCCCUGUGGCUGCUUUAUCUUUUGCCUAUCCCCCAAAGCUAGUGGAGGAAAGAAAGCUAAGAUGCUAAGAUGUGUCUUUGGGGAAAAGUUUCCUCUGGAAGGGGAAGAGAGUCUAGUCGUUAAUUUAGAUGUGUUUGUGGGAUCAUCUGCAGAUCCAGUGCCUAGUCUGUUGCAGACUUGGUAAGAAAACUCUCUUGAUGACACAAUGCUCUUAGUCUUGCCAUGUUAAAGCAGAACCUUUAUGGUAGAACUGGCUCUUAAGAGAGGCCCCAAAGGCCAUUACUGAUAGAAACAGCCUUGCCAAAACUUGGGGACACAUUCUGUCUAGCUUUUCAUGCCUGGGUCGGGGGGAGGGGGACCUAAAUGAAUAGCAAACCCUCAUUUCAAAUAAGAGAGAACCUAUUCAUCUGAAAGUUUUUGAACCUCUCUGCCUCUCAGCCAAAGUAAGGAGGGUAGAUCAGGGAGGGGCUGCCUCAGGACAAAUACCAUCUCCUGCAUUAGUGAGACCCUGGGGAUGACCAGCAUGCUAAGGGCAUCAGUGAAGCCACAUUUCCUUCCUGCCCCUGUCUCCCCUGUAUCAGGUCCUCCUGAAGUUGUGCUGCCUCGGGCUGUGGAGGGACCAUCGCCUGUCUAUUGGUCGUUUGAGCCUCUCCUUAAUGUUAGUCCCUGGGCAAUGCUUGCUUAAUGCUUUUGUUGAAUCAACAGAGGGCCUGAGGCCUUAGGUUUGUUGUUGUUGUUGUUGUCUUAAGGUCUCUGCCCCAGGCAUGGUGCUCAAUAUCUUGGCCAAAUAAAUUAACUUUCCUUGAAUAUCCAGGAAUCUUUAGACUAAAGCAAUGAGGAGUUAUCACCUCACCCUCAAACUCCAACAUGAUCUAUGCCUUAGAGUUGUUUUUGUUGUCUGCUUUCAUGUAAGAGUAUUUGGAGCAAGCUGCAGUACUCCAAAUACACAAUAGGCCUUUUCUUUAUCAUUCAUACAACAUUUCUGGUUUAGGUAUAUGUAGAUGGGCCAUGUUAUUUGUCCAGAGGAAGAGAGUGUAAAGAUAUAAGAAUAAUUUUUUAGUCCUAAAUGCUGUUUUGUUUAUUUUUUGUCAAGAUAUUUACCAGUGUCCGAUUCAAAUUAUAGUACUGUGUAAUUAUGUAUAAAGUUUUUUUUUUAUUUAUUUGAAAUUAGACUAGAUAUACAUUUUUAAAUUUAACAUCUGGCAGGACAGUGUUCUAUUAACUCAUUGAAUGUGUUUCCUUUGUCUUGUGUUAAUAAAUAUUGAUGCCUGA
Messenger RNA from Bubalus bubalis (water buffalo), 8649 nucleotides. RefSeq names its product disco interacting protein 2 homolog B (gene DIP2B). The transcript has 38 exons. NCBI's taxonomy places the organism in Eukaryota, Metazoa, Chordata, Mammalia, Artiodactyla, Bovidae. The coding region runs from base 148 to 4878 and encodes 1576 amino acids. The record is from RefSeq and is a predicted model, not a curated record.